Molecule: messenger RNA, 896 nt
Organism: Eucalyptus grandis
Lineage: Eukaryota; Viridiplantae; Streptophyta; Magnoliopsida; Myrtales; Myrtaceae
Product: senescence associated gene 20
Exons: 1
Coding region: 116-589 (157 amino acids)
Source: RefSeq, a predicted model, not a curated record
ACCAACGCUCACAAGCAAAGAAAGCAAGCCACAAUCCCUACAAAAUCCAUCCCACUGGUCUUUUAGCUUGUAGACCAUUCUCUAUCGCAUUACGUUUCUUCAUUUAUAACCCAAAAUGGCAACCGAUGACCUUAAACCUACCACGCCGGCAUCCGACAAAAACAAAGCAACCGUCGAGGCCCUUUACUCGGCAUUGGCUCUCGGCGACUCCGACAUGGUUGCCAAGCUCCUGGCUAGCGAUCUCGAAUGGUGGUUCCAUGGGCCGCCCCGUUGCCAACACAUGAUGCGGGUGCUCACCGGGGAAUCAGACUACUCCGAGUUCACAUUCCAUCCGCGUAGCAUAACGGCUAUAGGCGACGACUGUGUGAUCGCCGAGGGGUGGGAAGGGGCGCAGUCAUAUUGGGUCCAUGCAUGGACGCUGAAGAACGGGCUGAUCACGCAGUUCAGGGAGUAUUUCAACACGUGGCUCACCGUGAGAGAAGUGUCGUCGCCGCGUUGGGAGGUAAGGCGGGCAAGCCAUACCCUAUGGCAGAGCCGGAAAAGAGAGCUCUUUGACCAGUCGUUGCCGGGGCUUUUGCUCGCCAUAUGAGGGGGGUUAAGCAUCCAUUCAGGUGGUUGGGAAUGACAAUUUGGGGGAUGGUGCGUGUGUCUGUCUGUCCUCUAUGUUUGAUAAGAAAAUCAGGACCACUAAUGACAAGUUGGAAGAUGGUGAAAGAAUUGUACUCUAUGGUCCAUUACGUGAAUGUUAAAAUCAUGGGAUGUGUCGGACUAUGAAUCUUUUUCUGAUGUACACUUCCUACAGGGCUCACACGUAAGCAAAAUGAUGGAAAUUACUUGAAGGACCACCACCGGUCGAUCGAUUAAUUUCAAUUUUAUCGAUAAGCUUUCACAUCUUA